Messenger RNA from Macadamia integrifolia, 2017 nucleotides. RefSeq lists its product as uncharacterized. The transcript has 10 exons. The record is from RefSeq and is a predicted model, not a curated record. Gene Ontology annotation, molecular function: protein binding. NCBI's taxonomy places the organism in Eukaryota, Viridiplantae, Streptophyta, Magnoliopsida, Proteales, Proteaceae. Bases 510 to 1850 code for a protein of 446 amino acids.
CUUGGUCGGAAGGUACUACUCGGGACUCGGGUGACUCACUGAAGACGAAGAGUUGAAAGAAGGGGACAAGGGAAGAACCAAUGCCUCGACCUCGACCUCGACCUCGACCAGGAACAGGAGAACACUCGCAGACUCACGAACGCACCCUAUUCUUCCCCUUACCGAUAAUCCUUUUUUGAAAAUUUCAUUAUUAUUAUUAUUAUUACUCUCUUACAACCUUCUUUUUACAAUCUCACUAUCCGGAGCGAACGAAUUACAGAUUUACAGUAGCCAGGUUAGGCCGUGAUUCCUGAUCGAUAUUUAUCUGAAUUUAGCAAGAACUGGAGAAGCUUGAUCGCUAUCGAUCCCCCCGGGGCCCAGUAAAGGGGAGAAAAGCGGAAAGGGAUCUCUCUCGAAGGUCAGAAACCCUCGCCGUUCUCUCUGAUAAUUCCAAUUUGUCUUCCUGUUUUCUAUUCAUCAUUCAAUGGUUUACAUGUUUCAGUUGAUGGCGUACAUUUGCUGAGUAGAACAUGUCCCAGUACCAGGGGGACGAUAUUGACUACAUGGCUGAUGAUUAUGAAAUGGCGGAUGUUGAUGAUGACAUGGAUCAAGAGUUUCAUGGUAGAGGAAUGGGUGACUCAGAGUCGGAUGAUGAUGAAUAUGAGCACUUGAACAACAAGAUAACAGAUACUUCAUCUGCACAAGCUAGGAGAGGAAAAGAUAUCCAAGGAAUCCCUUGGGAUAGGCUAAACAUUACCAGAGAUAGGUAUAGAAAGACCAGAUUAGAACAGUACAAGAACUAUGAGAACAUUCCUCAAUCUGGAGAGGGUUCUGGAAAGGAAUGCAAACAUACAAUGAAAGGAGGCAUGUAUUAUGAAUUCCAGUGUAAUACAAGGUCUGUGAAGUCAACAAUCCUUCAUUUCCAGCUCAGGAAUUUGGUUUGGGCUACGUCAAAGCAUGAUGUCUACCUCAUGUCACACUACUCCAUUAUUCAUUGGUCUUCACUAACUUGUACCAAAUCUGAAAUUCUCAAUCUUUCUGGACAUGUCGCACCAUGUGAGAAACAUCCUGGGAGUCUCCUUGAGGGAUUUACUCAGACCCAAGUUAGUACAUUGGCAGUAAAGGAUAAGUUGUUAGUUGCUGGAGGUUUUCAGGGAGAGCUUAUUUGCAAGUAUUUAGAUCGACCUGGAGUUAGCUUCUGUUCAAGAACAACAUAUGAUGAUAAUGCAAUCACAAAUGCUGUUGAGAUAUAUGACAGUUCGAGCGGUGCUAUUCACUUCAUGGCUUCAAAUAACGAUUGUGGAGUUAGAGACUUUGAUAUGGAGAAAUUUCAGCUUUCUAAGCACUUCCCUUUCCCAUGGCCUGUUAAUCAUACAUCUCUGAGUCCUGACGGUAAGCUUCUUGUUGUUGUUGGGGACAACCCUGAUGGAAUGCUAGUGGAUUCCCAAACUGGGAAGAUAGUCAUGCCUCUUUGUGGACACUUGGAUUUCUCAUUUGCUUCAGCUUGGCACCCUGAUGGCCGUACGUUUGCUACUGGAAACCAGGACAAGACCUGCCGGAUUUGGGAUGCCCGCAACCUCUCGAAGUCGGUGGCUGUCCUCAAGGGCAACCUUGGAGCCAUCCGAUCAAUCCGUUUCACUACUGAUGGUCAAUUCAUGGCAAUGGCAGAACCUGCAGACUUUGUGCACGUCUUUGAUGUGAAGAAUGGGUAUGAGAAGGAGCAGGAGAUUGAUUUCUUUGGUGAAAUCUCUGGUUUAUCAUUCAGUCCUGACACAGAGUCCCUCUUCAUUGGCGUGUGGGACCGCACAUAUGGUAGCCUCCUUCAGUAUGGCCGGUGCAGGAAAUAUUCGUACCUCGACUCCCUUGUCUGAGUUACUAGGUGUAUGGCUUUGAGGCUUGAUAAGUUCAUACAUCACAAUUAAGGAGGACAAAAUGGCGAAGUCAAAAAAGGAUAGUGUAGAAUUUGGUUUCAUUCUCAAUAAUGGGGAGUAUUUAUCUCCUUUUCCUUCUUUUUUGUUUUUUUGGUUUUUUUUUUUUU